This is a messenger RNA of Trichoderma harzianum CBS 226.95, 1201 nucleotides long. RefSeq lists its product as hypothetical. Lineage: Eukaryota; Fungi; Ascomycota; Sordariomycetes; Hypocreales; Hypocreaceae. Bases 291 to 959 code for a protein of 222 amino acids. Gene Ontology annotation, molecular function: ubiquitin conjugating enzyme activity. Gene Ontology annotation, biological process: proteasome-mediated ubiquitin-dependent protein catabolic process; protein polyubiquitination. The record is from RefSeq and is a predicted model, not a curated record. The transcript has 3 exons.
CGGGGAUCUUUCUCUUACUUGCAUCUUCCCUCUUUUUGAUCUGUGUUCUCAUACGCGUCUCUUUUCACGCCCCAGCGAAUAUCCUCGGACGAUAGCAUCGAGUCAUCGGUGGUGCCCAUCUGCCUUACCCGUCCAUCCGCCCCCUAGACUCUCCCGAUUGCUGCCGACACUCGGCCAGAAGCCACUGCUCUGUGCGUCGAGUUCGCAGAGCAAAGAGGACAACGACGACUCGGGGACUCCUCUUCUAAUUCAUUUUCCCCUAUAACAGUUCUACUCCUCCUACUAGCGUCAUGGCUCAGAAGCGCCUUAUGCAGGAGCUGCGGUCUCUCCAGAAGGAGAAGUGGGUAGAGAUUACAACGGACGAGACCAAUCUUCUUAAGUGGAGGAUUGGCCUCUGGGUUGUCAAUCCUGAUAGCGUUUGGCAUGGAGCGUUCCUCAAGGCCGAGAUGAGAUUUCCAUCCGACUAUCCCUAUCAGCCACCGGCCUUCAAGUUCCUCACCCCCAACAUCAUCCACCCCAACGUGUAUUCCGACGGAAACCUCUGCAUUUCCAUUCUCCACAAGCCUGGCGAGGACGAGCAGUCCGGCGAACUGGCGAGCGAGCGAUGGAAUGUUCUACACGGAGUUGAAUCUGUUCUCAGAUCCGUUCUUCUUCUCAUGGACGACCCCGAGAUUAAUUCAGCAGCCAACGUCGAUGCCAGCGUUCUCUACCGAGAUAACCGUCCCGAGUAUAAUACUUUGGCCAAGGCUACGGUAGCCGCGACCAAGAAAAACAUCCCGGAGGGUAUGAAGAUGCCCAGCAUGGAGGAAUUGACUCCAGUACCGGUCAAGCCGGUCGAUGACGACGCAGACUUCUGGAAUAUGUCAGAUGAGGAGGAAGACUUUGGAGGAAGCGAUAGCGAAGAAGAUAUGGACGACUUCGAUGACGAAGAGGAGGAAGAGGAUGAGGAUGACAAAUGAGCAUCCCAUCUGAACGCAACAUGACCUUUGGAAAAUGCGCUGUUUCCCCCGCGAAAGAGCAAAUGGCCGGUUGGCUGGCUUGUCCCGGCACGCCAAAAUCGACGGCUUACUUCACCUACUCAACUAGCGGAUCCGUUUUGAUGGCGUUUGGCGGCUUCUUACCUACGUUUGCAUGGAACGGACUGGGAGAGGGUCCGGUGUCAUGGCGUGGCAUCUCUACUCUUGGACCACGGAAGGAUUAC